Strongylocentrotus purpuratus (purple sea urchin) is the source of this 2682-nucleotide messenger RNA. Its product is annotated as pirin-like. The record is from RefSeq and is a predicted model, not a curated record. Lineage: Eukaryota; Metazoa; Echinodermata; Echinoidea; Camarodonta; Strongylocentrotidae. The coding region runs from base 433 to 1407 and encodes 324 amino acids. Gene Ontology annotation, molecular function: quercetin 2,3-dioxygenase activity. Gene Ontology annotation, biological process: monocyte differentiation. Gene Ontology annotation, cellular component: nucleus. The transcript is spliced from 8 exons.
UAGAUCUAGACUCUACAAAGCAUUUUGAAAUCGGUCAAUAAAUCAAGCAAAAAUGUCAGUGAAAUUUGAUUCUUGAGUGAUAGCGCUUUGCCUUUGCUUGCCUUCAAAGGGUUCCUGAUUAGAAUGAGCUAACCUGCGAUUUACAUUACGAAAAUGCUGACCUCUCACGAGACUGAAUUGAAGAGAGUUCACGAUGUACAGUUGGAUCUGCCGGAAACGCAAAUACACACGAUGUACACAAAAAAGCUGUUGCCACUUUGCAAAAAUGAUAAGGUUGGCUGUGCCCCUUGUAAAUGGCAUACCAUUUCUUAAUAUUUCACGUUCAUUUUUCUGAUGCAUUUGUAAACGUCACUCUCCAUGUGUUUUUUGUCCUUUACAGCCACUCUCCAUUGGCCAAACCCAGUUCACACUUGGUUGGCCAAACUCAGCUGAAUGGGUCAGACGGGAAGCCGUGCCAAGUCUCUUGCCAAGACGAAGAAACCAAAGGAAGACAAGAAAGCAGAUGAAAAUGAUUCCUCAAGUUCUGCGAGACGUGUUGUGAAACUUAUUGAGAGUGUAGAAGAAGAAGAAGGCCUUGGAGCCAAGGUGCAGAGGACCAUUGGAUGUGAAGAGUUUGAUUACUUGGACCCAUUCCUGCGUCUGGAUGAGUUUGAUGUCUUGAAACCAGCUGGCUUCCCAGACCACCCGCAUAGAGGAUAUGAGACGGUGACAUAUAUCCUAAAGGGCUGUCUAGAUUAUGAGGACUUUCAGGGUAACAAGGGAUCUUUACAAGAUGGUGAUUUGCAGUGGUUGACUGCAGGCAGGGGUUUUGUCCAUACUGAAAUGCCAUCGGGUGAGGAGAGUUGCUACGGCCUUCAGCUCUGGAUAAAUCUUACCUCAGGAGAUAAGAUGGUAGAGCCCAGUUACCAGGACAUAAAGAAAGAGGACAUUCCAUUUGAAAGUGAAGGGGGUGCCAGGGUCAGAGUGAUUGCAGGGGAAGCCUUGGGUAAAAAGUCCAGUGUCACCACCCGUACUCCAACGCUCUUCCUGGAUGUUGAGUUGGAAGAGAAGGCAUCCAUUAGUCAGGUGAUACCCCAAGGCUGGAAUGCAUUCAUCUAUAUACUCUCAGGGAAAGCUAACGUUGGUCCAGAAAAGAAUGUGAAGGAGGGUACCAAACAUCAGAUUCUUGUCUUGGGCGACGGAAUAUCAGUUGAAGCAAGCAACAAGGAAGCUGAAUUGUGUCAUUUUCUUCUUAUUGCUGGAAAGCCAUUGAAUGAACCUGUAGAGAGAGAAGGUAACUUUGUGAUGAAUACAGUAGAAGAGGUGGAAGAAGGCAUCAAAGACCAUCGCUUCGGACGCAACGGCUUUGAGAACGCUCCUGAUUGGAACUCACAAUCGGCCCUGGCCUACCUAGAUGCCCAGUUCUAGACCAGACCAAGACCAUAUCAAGACCAUCUGGAACUGGACUUGGUCAACUAUAAGUAUUCUUAGAGUGAAGCGUAGACCUAAACGUUUUUCUGGGGUUUUUUAAGUUUCUGUAGAACAAAGAGUGAUCCAUCCUGAAUUUAAACCCGGCCCUGGGUCUAAGAUCACAUUUAACAAAGGACAAAAAUUAGACCUCGGGUGUAAAAUCCUUUGUCAAACCCAAUUUUAAACAAAAACCUUAGCCCAGCAUCUUGGUUAGGUUUUAGUAGAGUACAAUGCCCUUGUGUAUUUAAUAGAAGUUUUAAACAUUCAUUGGUCUCGUUAGUUAAGAGAAUGAACCCAACAUGUGUAUUCACUGAGUUAGGCAUAGGCGGCUAGACUAGACCUAUCCCCUGGGAUUGAAGAAAUUGUCUGGAACAAAGAAAAAGAAGGGGAAAAAAGUAUUCAUCAAGUUAGUACUGGAUGUAAAGGUCUUAUAUUCAAAAAAAUUUAAACUACAUUGAUGUCUCUGAAAACAGGAAAGACCAAGUAUUCACUGAUUUUGGCUUAGUUCUAGACCUCAUGUUUUUUUGUUUAAGUUAAAUAACUAUCACUGGUGUAUGUUACAAAGAGAAUGGCAGAGCUAGGCCUAAACCUGAUUGAUUACUGGUAGUAUUCAACAUGUGAAAGAAUGUUAUACUUCCUAAAAGUUCCUAUUUUAAAAGAUUUUGUACUUACUUCAAUCUUGUAGAUGUUUGAUUACAGGCAAGUUCUGUGACUUUCCGAAAAGACUGCUCUUAAGAUAGUUGAUUGAAGAACAUUAUUCUGAAGAAAAGUUCUAACUACAUAAUUUUAUUUUCUUCACCCAUAUAAUUUUCUAUUUUAUUUUAGCCAAUACAUUUUCAUCUUUUAUGGACGCAACAACUUAAUGGACAAAGGAUAAUUCAUUAUAAGUAGUCUAAAAUAGAUUUUUAAAUACGAUUGUUAUCUAAAUGUGGUCAGAAAUUGGACAUUCUCAUUUAAUUUUUCUGGUUCUUUCAUGAAUUUGCUCUUCGAAAAAUACAUACCGGUAUCCAAGCAUUUUAUGCCCACCUCUUCAAUUCAAAGACUUUCUUCAAGUAGCCAUGUUAAAUUCAGUGUGUGAGUCCAGCUUCAAGCUCGUCGUAAACAAAACAUUAACAAAAUAGAUCAUUAACAACAUACACUUUGCUCUCUAAUAUGAACAUCAACCUAUCUACUGUGUUUAUAGCAUGUUCAAUUUUUUUCAUUUUUAAAUACUAUUAUUGUAUUCAGUGUAGA